CACGUGCCUCCGCGAAUUGGAGUCGCACCCAAAUCUCUUUUGAAGCUCAGAGCGAGUGAAAGGACAGGAUCGUCCGUCCCAACUGCAGUUAUGUACAGAUGUAUUCGGGGCGGGGAUAGACAAUAUAGCUGGCGGAUGCGAAUCUGCGCUGGGGGGGUAGAGAAUGCCGACUGCAGCGGUGGCGAGGAUGGCAUUGAGGUGCAGCGUUUCGACGGUCGGAGAUGAAGGAUGGUUCCCUUCGUUCCUUCCCAAGGAAGUGGAACGAAUCAGAGACCCAUCUGCCCGUAGGAUGGCCAGACGGAUCGAGAGGCUGCCCGUACAGAUUAGCUCUUCAGAGAGUUGCAUUAUGAGUACUUGUGUGAAGCCUCUGGUACAAAGCAAAAGGAAGCCACUUGUUCUCCUCCAUGGUUUUGACAGCUCUUGUUUAGAAUGGAGAUACACAUAUCCGUUACUUGAGGAUGCUGGAUUGGAGACAUGGGCUGUGGAUAUUCUUGGAUGGGGCUUUUCUGAUUUAGAACGCCUCCCAUCAUGUGAUGUCGCCUCCAAGCGCGAACACCUCUAUCAGCUCUGGAAGUCCUACAUCAAAAAGCCCAUGGUACUAGUUGGACCAAGCCUAGGUUCUGCUGUUGCAAUUGAUUUUGCAUUUAACUAUUCGGAAGCUGUUGAAAAGCUGGUAUUGAUUGAUGCAAGUGUAUAUGCAGAAGGCACAGGAAACAUGAAAACAUUACCUAAAAUAGUAGCCUAUGCUGGGGUCUCAUUAUUGAAGAGCAUUCCAUUGAGGUUAUAUGCAAAUUAUUUAGCUGUUAAUCACAUAUCAUUUUCCACCAGACUCGAUUGGACUAAUGUGGCCCGCCUACAUUGUCUACUACCUUGGUGGGAAGAUGCAACUGUUGGCUUUAUGGUUAGUGGCGGAUAUAAUGUUAUUUCCCAAAUAAAACAGUUGAAGCAGAAGACGCUUAUUAUUUGGGGUGAGGAUGAUCAGAUCAUCAGCAACAAACUCGCACUGAGAUUGCACGACGAACUACCGAAUUCAGUUCUACAUCAAAUACCAAACUGCGGCCAUCUUCCUCAUGUAGAGAAGCCUGAGUUUGUGGCCCAGUUGAUUGUGGAGUUUGUUCGAGGUGAUUUGAAAAAUCAAUAGCACAAUCCAAGCUUCAUGUUUUCAAAGACUUCCUGCAUUGCCACAGGCCCGCAACCAGCUGAACAUGGAAGGUAUCACUAUUGAUUAAGUAAUAAAGAUUGUUGCUUUGAAAUGAGUCCUGGAUUUUGGGCUCAUUCUGGUUUCAGGCAUUUUCAUGGUUCCAAGCAUAGUUUGAAAACUCCACCCGAUUUCACUCGUCUGAGUUGACUCGACUCAACCAGAUUUCACCACGACUGGAGAAAAACUUGACAAAAACUCUAAACAACUCGAUGAAACUUUGACAUUAUGUACAUAUUAUUUAUGCUUUUUAAUAUGAAAUAAUAUUGAAAAAAAAAAAAAAAAAACAAA
Messenger RNA from Magnolia sinica, 1489 nucleotides. RefSeq names its product alpha/beta hydrolase domain-containing protein VTE7. The transcript is spliced from 10 exons. The coding region runs from base 164 to 1141 and encodes 325 amino acids. Gene Ontology annotation, molecular function: catalytic activity. NCBI's taxonomy places the organism in Eukaryota, Viridiplantae, Streptophyta, Magnoliopsida, Magnoliales, Magnoliaceae. The record is from RefSeq and is a predicted model, not a curated record.